UUGAAUCCGCCGGAUCCGCGCCGCGCUGGGGGCACCUAGCUCGUAGCUGUUGCAUUCGCCGCUUCGUCGCUCGUUCGGUUUCUAUGUCGGCGCGUUUUCGGACCUGGGCCUAGCCGUUGCCGCUGCAGCAGUCGGCGGAGUCGCCGCCAUGGUUCCGAAUUGCACGCUCGAGCUGAACAAGCUGAUGAGCGAGCUGGAAAUAAGCGAGUUGGAGUCGCCGACCGGAGUUGUCACCGCACAGGCCUACAUGCGACUGCUGGCCACCUACCUCCAUCAGAAUGAUCUAUGCAACGCCAAGUACCUCUGGAAGCGAAUCCCCCCGGACGUGAAGGCGGCCAACGAGGAGCUCACACGGGUGUGGACGGUGGGGCAGUGCAUGUGGCAGCGCAACUGGCCCGCGGUUCACGCGGCCCUCAAUGUGGAAUGGAGCGAGGACAUCAAGGACGACAUGGCGGCCCUCAAAGACAAUGUUCGAGAGCGGGUGAUGAGGCUGAUAUCGAAGGCGUACUCCUCCCUGAACCUGACCACCAUGGCGACGAUGAGCGGCAUGUCGUUGGACGAGGCGCGCCGGGCCGCCAUCGACAGGGGCUGGCACGUGGACGAUACCAUAGUGCAGCCGCGCAAGCAGGUCGACGAGGAGCAGUACAAUCAAUCGGACAAGGUCUGCCUGACGGAGGAGCAGCUGCAGAAGCUCACGCAGUUCGUGUCCUUCCUGGAGAAUUGAGGGCGCCUCGCCGUCACCCGGAGCCUCGGCGUGCGAAUCCGCGGGGGUUGCCCGUUAGCGGACGGACUCGGCUACUCUCCUCUCGCAAUCUCUCGCCCCGUAAUUCUAUUAUAUAAAGGAGGAAGUGCGCGCCAAAGGUAGCGUCGUCUCGGUGUUCGCGUCCGUAAAAUAGGCAUCCUCCGAGUGAGAGAAAGGGAGAGGGCGAGGGAGAAAGAGAGAGAGAGAGAGAGAGGGGGGGUGUGGAAGCGACGGAGAUAGAGACGGAGAGGCCUGCCCACGCGGUUUGCCCGUUCGAUCGGAAGGAUAAUUCAAUGAAGCUCCUCGCAAGCGUGGAAUCAACAACUAUAUUAAUCGAUAAUCAGCUGUGCGUGCGAGAGGGCGGACUGGCAUUUGCGGAAAGGGAUCCUCCGGCGGGAGCGCGCCUCUCCCCUCCCGCCCCUCCCGCCCGCCGUCGUCCUCCGCUGGCCGCUCCGCUGCCUCCUCUCCUACCUCGGGGACGCUGGAUCCCGUGAAAAUCAACGCAGCGUUCGCGGCCGUUCGCGCCGCCGUAAUUAUCAAAGUGGAUCAAGCCGCAGUAAGAAUCGCGCAGGUAGCCGUUAACGUUCCUCGCCGGGCGACGACAACGCACACCACUUCCUCCGGCGGCGCGCGUACACUGCGCUGACGGACUCGCCGUGAUCGAUCGGGAGAAGAGUGGAAGGAACGAGAGGGCGCGAAAAAGGAUCGGGACUCGUUUCGAGCGGUGUGCCCCGCUCUGGAUUUUGAUUAAGUGUUUUGUAGCGGCAAGUGAGUGUUCGUUACUUGUUUCUUUUCCCCCGUUUACCGACCGUACCAUUAUCCCCAUGCAACAUCUCCCUCCUCACAUCGCAUACCGAAGAAACACUUUGAGACGGAUGUAAAUAUUGUGGACUCACGAUCGACGAUUGUUUCUCCUGUUAUUUACCGAGAAAAUAAAUUAAUGAUGCGCUUGUAA
This is a messenger RNA of Vollenhovia emeryi, 1697 nucleotides long. RefSeq names its product COP9 signalosome complex subunit 8 (gene CSN8). Gene Ontology annotation, cellular component: COP9 signalosome. NCBI's taxonomy places the organism in Eukaryota, Metazoa, Arthropoda, Insecta, Hymenoptera, Formicidae. The coding region runs from base 149 to 724 and encodes 191 amino acids. The transcript has 4 exons. The record is from RefSeq and is a predicted model, not a curated record. Gene Ontology annotation, biological process: protein deneddylation; COP9 signalosome assembly.